AUGGUGGAUUUUGAGGUUAAUUUUCCAGGGAAGGAGGCACAAACAUCAGAUCAGACACAAACAAACUCAUUAUCUCCAUCCCCCUAUCCUGUGUCACCUGUGCCUUUGAAUAACCCAACAAGUGCCCCAAGAUAUGGAACAGUGAUCCCUAAUCGCAUCUUUGUAGGAGGAAUUGAUUUUAAGACAAAUGAAAAUGAUUUAAGAAAAUUUUUUGCCCAAUAUGGGUCUGUAAAAGAAGUGAAGAUUGUAAAUGACAGAGCUGGAGUGUCCAAAAGGUAUGGUUUCGUCACUUUUGAAACACAAGAAGAUGCACAAAAAAUUUUACAAGAGGCUGAAAAACUUAAUUAUCAGGAUAAGAAACUGAAAAUUGGUCCAGCAAUAAGAAAACAACAAGUAGGGAUCCCUCGUUCCAGUAUAAUGCCAGCAGCUGGAACAAUAUAUCUAACAACUUCAACUGGAUAUCCUUACACUUAUCAUAAUGGGGUUGCUUACUUUCAUACUCCAGAAGUAACUUCAGUCCCACCACCUUGGCCUUCACGUUCUAUAUCUAAUUCACCUGUGAUGGUAGCGCAGCCCAUUUGUCAGCAACCUGCGUAUCACUACCAGGUCCCUGCACAGUGUCUACCAGGCCAGUGGCAGUCGGGUGUUCCUCAGUUUCCUGCCUCUUCUGCUCCUUUCUCAUACCUGCAACCUUCUGAGUUUAUUUAUCAACCAGUGGAAAUAGCACAAGAUGGUGGCUAUGUUCCUCCUCCACUGUCUCUGACGGAAGCUUCAGUUCCAGAGCCUUAUUAUUAUCAUGGAGUUCAAGCAACAUAUCACCAGGUUUAUGCUCCAGGUGCCAUUGGUGUGCCUGCACCUGUGAUGCAGCCUGAACCAAUUAAAGUAAGAAGUUUGUCCAAUGAUAUUGAUCCUGGCAAAAAAGGAACACAGGGAUCAACCAAGGUUUACAACAGCUUCAACCUCACCAAGAACAGUCGUUCUCUGUGA
Manis javanica (Malayan pangolin) is the source of this 987-nucleotide messenger RNA. NCBI's taxonomy places the organism in Eukaryota, Metazoa, Chordata, Mammalia, Pholidota, Manidae. The record is from RefSeq and is a predicted model, not a curated record.